Molecule: messenger RNA, 790 nt
Organism: Scaptodrosophila lebanonensis
Lineage: Eukaryota; Metazoa; Arthropoda; Insecta; Diptera; Drosophilidae
Exons: 3
Coding region: 330-707 (125 amino acids)
Source: RefSeq, a predicted model, not a curated record
CACACACAUAGACAAAAUUUCGAUGUAAAUGUGAAGACACACACCCUUUGGAGUCGCAACGCUACCGCCUGCAGCCCUGGCAUUAUCCGUGUUCAACACAUGCAUAGGAGCUGACAAAAAAGAUAACGACGUGCACAGUUCACUUUUCUCUCCGUAACCUAAUCUGAAAGUUUGCUUGAACGAAUUAUGUCAGUGGAGUGAAAGCAGACCUAAAUCCAGUUGAAAAGAUUAGUUCUCUCAGCAUUAGCAUCAGAAAUUUGUUAUAACCAGAUACCGAGAAGUAAUUUCGCAGCAGAAACUGGAAAUCAGAGAUUUGAAGGAUCGACGACAUGGACUGGGGAGAGGACACUUUUGCCGACGACGAGGCCGACGAAAUGGAUUAUGACGAAUCUAUCCGGAAUAAGAAGAAGUAUAAGUUCCAUAAGGCUCCGCCUCCGCAUAGCUCCUAUAUUGGCUAUCCUGGAUAUAGCUUGCCCAACGCCAACAUUUGUAGCAUCGAGCCGACCAAAGUUGUCCGCACCUCUGCGGAAAUCAAGUAUAUGGGAUCCCUGCGUCCGGCCAAGCGUAAUAUAUCUGGUACAGGAAUCGGGGACAACGGACCCAUCUCCCCAUCUAAGCGCAUUAAAUUAAGCGCCGGCCAUAAGGAGAACGCGCAGCCCAUGGACAUGGACUCCUUUAUGAAGCCCUUCCCCGAACGUAUCGCUUAAAACCAAAUAUAGACACAAAAAUGAAGUGUCUCAUCCAUAUUAUAGACUGUUGGGUUUUAAAUCCAAAAAUAAAAACAAACAUG